CAUCACCGUUCCUCCUCCGCACCUAGUGCCGCCAUCGUGCCGCUGGAUUAGGGUAGGUCCGCCGUUGGCUAAGUGCUCGUGUUUUGGAACUCGUUCCCUGGCGUGACAGGAUGUCCGAGUUUGUUGGGUUAGCUAGCAGCCACGAUCCAACGAAUACUUCAUUAGACUUUCCCGCGUUUCCCCCAUCACCAUCCCUUUCACCAUCAACAGCGCCCCUCAUCCUGUAAUAGAGUGCUGUUCAACGUGUAUUCUGCAGCGUUUAGACUCCGCCGCGGUACUAAUUCCGACCGUUGAGCGAGUCCCGGGAAACCCGCAAGGCAUCUAGUAUCCUUCCGCGUACUCGCGACGAGCAAACAGGUAAAGUACAGCGCAUCAGAAACAGAAGCAUGGAAAACCGUGACAGCAGUAGCGUGCGGCUGUCGUUGCGACACGGAGCGGCAGUUGCGGAGGUCCAAAAGCACCUCGAGUCGUUCUUCGCCAAUCUCGAUGCUUCUCUCGCCCGCCCAGUAGGAUCCGCGUUAACCGCAGCGCGCCCGAACACUCCCGAGCCGUUAACUCCCGCCACUUGUCAGACUGAGGCCGCUCCAAUGACGAGCGACACGCCUUCUGCUGCCUGCGAAAGAGGUAGCCUUCGCAGCGGCGUCUCUAGUGUCGCGUGCGUCGUCAACGUCGCACAGUCUGAGGCUGGCGGAACCUUUGUGGACGUGGGGAUGCGGAGAGUAAAGGCGGAAGCGGAACUGCGCUCGGCUGCGGAGUUACGUCUACAGACGACCGUGGAGCUGCGCGCUUCUGAGUUGCGCAGAGGCGCUGGUUUGCGCAUAGCCGCCACGGAAACCGCGCACCGCACCGCGCUGGCGGCGGAGUUGCGCUGCCCGCGCUUGUCGGAGCUGUACGAGGUUGGCCGCGAGCUGGGGAGCGGACACUUCGGAGUCGUGCGGCUGUGCGAGGACCGUGCGACGGGCGAGCAAUUCGCGUGCAAGACGAUAAUGCUGAGCGACGUGCGGCGCCGCAACGAUCUCAUGGAGCUAAAGGCGGAAGUUUUCUCGCUGCUGCGCCUACAGGAGGGGGGAGGGGGACGACUGAGGGGAGCGGGGGAAGCGGGGGGAACGGGGGGAAAGGGAAGGUUCGAGGGAGCUGGGAAAGCGGGAGGAAGGGGGGAAUGCGGAGCAGACGAUGCAGAGGGGGACGGGGCGGACCUGGCAUUCGUACGGUUGUACGAGGUGUUAGUUGAACCGCGUAUAGCGUUACAUCUCAUCCUGGAGUACUGCUCUGGAGGCGAUCUGUUUGACCUCGUUAUAAGGCAGAAACGGCUUACAGAAGCACAAGCCGCUGCCGUGUUCAGACAGCUACUCCUGGCAGUGCACGCCAUGCACCAAAAGGGCAUCGUGCACAGGGAUCUAAAGCCAGAGAACAUACUCGUUAGUAGAGUAUUCAGUACCUGUACAGGCCUUUGCACUGCAGCUGAGUGCAGUUGCGGCAAAAUCGGAGGCACUAGCAGCAGUGGAAGCAGCAGCAUUAGCCAGGGAUGUUCCUGUAGUAACGAGGCUUUUGAUAUAGGCACAUCUAGUGAUACAAGCUGCACUGGGGCCACGCCUCCCUCCCCACUCCCACUCACAGCUUCCAUGGUUCCAGUUUCCUCUUCUGCUAGACAUACCAGCAGCUGCAAUAGCAGCAACAACAGCAAAGGCAGCAGCAUCAGCACCCCUCCCUUCCAAUCUUCCUCCUUCCCCUCUCUCCCUCCAUCGUCGCCCUUCCAGCUUUCACGUGCCUCUCUUCUGCCAUCUCCCUCUCUCAUCUCCCCUCUCGCGUCCCCCUCCUCUUUCCCCUCCCUCUCCCCUGCUUUCCCCCCUCAUUCUCCCACCUCUCUUCCUCCACUCAUACCGGAUGUGCCUCUUCUUCCUCCUCUCCCUCCUCUCUCUUCGAGACCGCCUCCCACUCACGCCACUACUGCAACCGGAAUAACUUCCUGCCCCUGCACGGGCAUUCAAGUCAAGAUAGCUGACUUCGGCCUGGCAGCAGCGUUUUCUCCCGGGCAGACAGCAGCUUGUGGGGUGGUGGGCUCGCCCUUCUACAUGGCGCCUGAGAUCAUCCGGGGGAGGCCGUAUGCAGGGGAGGUGGACAUGUGGAGCCUUGGGUGUGUUCUCUACACCUGCUUGUCUGGUUCGGUGCCUUAUCACGGGAGAACGCACCGUGAGGUCUUUGCUUCGGUGUUAGGCUCGGCACCAGACUUCAAAGGCCAGGUCUGGGAGGGCAUUUCAAGGGAGGCUAAGCAGCUGUUAAGGUGUCUGCUUGUAACGGAUCCUGGGAGGAGGCUCAAGGCACAUGAGGUGCUGAAACACCCGUGGGUUAGAGGGGCGUGCGGGGGUGAGUGCUGGGGAAGAGAGGAGGACCGGGGGAAGGAGACGAAGAAGGCUCGAGAAGAUGAAGGGAUGCCAGAAGGGGGUUGGAAAAAUAAGAAUGACUCCAAGAGUGAGAAGUGUGCUGCAGCAGAGGGCAAGGUGUGUGCUGAAGUUAUGGUGUGCGCGGAAAGGGGUCCAGAGGAGGCCGUGAGUGGGCAGCAUGAGGCUGGGUGUGAGGUGUGCUGUACAGGUCAUCAGAUAAGGAGGUGUGAUACGAGCUGUACGAGCAACGAUGCGGAUGCUGCUGGCGCGUUAAGUGCGGUGGGCUCGUUGGGCGACAGCGAGAGCAGCUUUGAGAAAGCAUUGGAAUUGGGGCAUGUGAGUGGCAUGACAACCACCCAGUGGAGUGGGAGUAGGAGAAGCAAGAAGACAACCAUCAGAGAUGUUAUUGCUGCCGAGACUGGGGCCGUUUCAAGCAAGGAGGCGUGCUUUUUUGUGUCAAGGUAUUUCCAGGCUGGAGGAACAAGCGAUGUGGCUGGAGAGACGGGCACUGUUGAUUGUGGCCGUAGUAGCAGUACAAACGGUGGGGUUAGCGGCGGUGAUAGUAGUGGUAGUGACGUUACUUGUAGUGACAGUAGCAGCGGUGGCAGUAGCAGCGGUGACAGUAGCAGUGGUGACAAUACGAGUGUUGUCACGAGCACCAGUGAAACUAGCAGUGGUGACAGCAGCAGUGGCUGCAACAGCGGUGACAGUAGCACUAAUGGCUGCAGCAGUGCUGGUAUAAACGGACGUGACAGUACAUACCCAAGUGCCAGGUGUACCACCAUUGACGUCUCUCAGAAGAGUACCUGCACCAGCAGCACCAGAAGCGGGAAUACCAGCUGCAGCUGCUGCAUCGAGGUAACAAGACUGGAUAAACGCAGAAGCAGUUGCAUCACUACUAGCAGCAGUAUCUGUUCAGGCAGCAGCAGGAGCAGCAGCAGCAGCUGUAGCUCCAGGGCCCAGCACAGCGCCACAUUACAGCACGGUGGGAAGUGGAAAGGAAGGAAAGGCUUACUGGAUGUUCAGGAGAGCAGCAGGAGGGGUCUGCUCUCAGCAGCAGCAGGAAAUGCUGGGUCAUCGUUACAAGUGACUGAAAAGCCAGCAGUAAUCAUGGAACCUGCAGCAGCAGCAGCAACAACGACAAUGGCAGCAGCAGCAGCAGCGCGAUCAACAGGGGUAGCAACGAGUUGUGGAGUAUUGGCGUCUGCAUCCACGGAAACGUCUGCAACAACCAAUACACCAUUUGGCAUCGUUGUGACUGCUCUCAUUUCUACUCCUGCGAACAGUCGUCAGGCUGGUGCAGUUGCUGUGACUGCAGUCUCUUCCAAGAAAAGUCCGCCUGUGCUGGAUGCCUGUUCCAUCUCGGACACACAAAACCAAGGUGCUACCAUGGUUGUAGUUUUGAUGCGGGAUCAUCAUGCGCCAUGGGCCCAAGCAGGUAACAGGGCCCAAGCAGAUAACUUGCGGCUUGGCAUACUCACAAGUUACUCCGCUCCGCUCUGUGUUGGCGGUUCUUAUAGGCUGUUGCCAUGGGCCAGCCCGUGGCUCCACAUAGAGGUAUGCGGUACUUUUGUGCCUUCCCCUGCUUGCCCUAUUGGAAUUGGUUGAGUAGCUUAUGGCAUGGCAGCCUUUUCUUGUAUUGACUUUGUUUGAGAAUUGGUUGUCCUAUAGACUCAAUAAAUGCACGAACUUCGC
Molecule: messenger RNA, 4076 nt
Organism: Closterium sp. NIES-67
Lineage: Eukaryota; Viridiplantae; Streptophyta; Zygnematophyceae; Desmidiales; Closteriaceae
Source: the annotation of a GenBank genome assembly